Cantharellus anzutake is the source of this 1675-nucleotide messenger RNA. RefSeq lists its product as uncharacterized. NCBI's taxonomy places the organism in Eukaryota, Fungi, Basidiomycota, Agaricomycetes, Cantharellales, Hydnaceae. The coding region runs from base 221 to 1435 and encodes 404 amino acids. The transcript has 3 exons. The record is from RefSeq and is a predicted model, not a curated record.
UUGACGCCCAAUCACUUAUCGCUCUAAAACCGAGGAAGGGACUGCCUUUUUGGUGUCAGACUAUUUAAGACCCGCGUGUCUGCGCACCGGAUACUGCGCGCUGCUCCUCUGCAAGUCCUCCUUUUUUCCAUCCCCUUAAAUAUUUUCCAUCUGCGCCGGUCGCCUCUUUCCUUCCCUCUGGACUUCACAUUAUUUAUACAUAUUGGGACUCGACACUGACAUGGCUUUUUACCCUUACCCCGCGCAAAACGGUGUAUACGCUGCCCCCAUAAUAGCGCAGACGGUAUCACCAUAUUCUAGCCAUUACUCUAGCUUUGAUGAAAGAGAAUCCGUGGUCGAAAGGUGUGGAAAGGAGUUUUUCCAGGCGAAAAAACAUGCAGAGGAGGCGCAAAGGGUGGAGCACCAUUAUGGACACGCCUACCAGAGGGCCAAGGAAGACUUCGAGAGACGUAGGAAGAUCGAAAGGGAUACUGAAAUAUAUUAUCGUAGUCGAGGUCUCCGACCACCUUCUUACGCGGCCGCAUAUCCCCCUGGGUCCUUCGUCUCGCCGGUGACAGCUGCUGCGCCUAUUCUCACCUCCCCUCUUCAGUAUAGCCCAUCGUUUGUCCCAAGUGGGCCAACGCCGUACGUAGCCCCCCAAAGCACACCUAAUUUCGCUUCGGGACCUAUCCCGUCCUACCCUGGUGGGGCGUAUGUGACUCCGGGGAUUCAGAUAGACCCUUGGCAGCAUAUUGCCCCUGCACCCGCCUAUUAUAACGUAUCUCCGCCUCCGCCUAACCCCUUCUCUCUCACUCCAGAAUCAACACGGAUGGCGAGCCAGGUCCAGCCGAAUAAAUGGAAAACGGGAAAAACUUCCACGCUUUUUCAGAACGAGCGACGUCCUCAGGAGCUAAACUCCCAUCGAUCGACUGUUCACAUCCACCCAAUGCUCUCUAGUGUAGAUGGGAAAACCUAUCCGCUUAUCGUAGAUCUUGCGAGGAGGCGCAAGGACAUCACUUCGAUCGAGGAACCAGGGACGCGCUGGGAGGACGAAGAGAUAUUGUCACAGCCCGCAACCUUGCCCAGAGUCACUCGCCUGAGACUUAUGUCUCCGAAGGUUAUGGGUCCUAUUCAGAUUGUCAACCGAGGAGGAGUUACGGUGAACGAUGUUUUUAUCCAUCUAUUUGAUCACUUUCACCAGCCAAUACCCAGUCCUGCUAUCCCCGAGGAAUCCCUUGUACAACUCCAAAUAGCCUAUCGUGCAAACAUGCGGCAAUGGAUGGGAGACCCCACACAAAUGCCUGACCAUUUCCGAACAGUUGAUAAUCUUUACGGAGAACCUAUUUUCGACGGUCUCCAUGCUGAUCCCGAUCUUGUUGACGAGUGGCUGGGCGAACGUGAUGCCGCUACCCUUAUAAUGAACUUCAAGUCAAGGACCUCACUCGGAGAUAUAUAGCAGCCUCGCUCUCCAGCCAUAUCAAGCUCAAGUAAUAUCACUUGCUCCUCCCCCCAUUGCCAUCGCGGCCGCGGAACAUUGGGAGCCGCCGCCUCCAAACGUUACCCAAGCAUCCCAACCACACAUUCAUGAAGAAGAUCUCUUCAAUGCAUUGUGUGCUCAGCAAGAAUGGAAGUUUGAGCCUCUUGGACGCCGUCAGAAAAUAGGCAGAUUCUUUCGUCGUUUGGUGGGGAAAGAUUA